This is a messenger RNA of Phalaenopsis equestris, 5204 nucleotides long. Its product is annotated as endoribonuclease Dicer homolog 3a. NCBI's taxonomy places the organism in Eukaryota, Viridiplantae, Streptophyta, Magnoliopsida, Asparagales, Orchidaceae. Gene Ontology annotation, biological process: siRNA processing. The record is from RefSeq and is a predicted model, not a curated record. The coding region runs from base 76 to 5025 and encodes 1649 amino acids. Gene Ontology annotation, molecular function: protein binding; ATP binding; ribonuclease III activity. Gene Ontology annotation, cellular component: nucleus; cytoplasm. The transcript has 24 exons.
GGUUCUACCUCUGCUCCUUCGCCUACACUCUAUUGUUCUAUCUCUUUCUCUGGAAUCCUCAAAAGCUCAGACACAAUGGAUGCAUCUCCCCCAGGAACCAGUAAACGGCCCGCGGAGUCUGCCGAGGAGGAAGAAGAAGAGCUCCAGCCGGACGCUAAGAAGCAGAAGAGAUGCUUCGCGGAGUUCGAGCCCCGAAGCUAUCAGCUUACGGUGUUUGAAGUGGCAAUGCGGAGGAACACCAUCGCAGUUCUAGACACCGGCGCUGGGAAGACUAUGAUUGCGGUGAUGAUGAUUAAGGAAAUUGGGAAGGAACUUAGGAUGAAGGAGGACAGGGGUCUCAUUGUCUUCCUUGCUCCUACCGUUCAUCUUGUCACCCAGCAAUAUGAGGUGAUCAAAGUUCACACUGAUCUUAAAGUUGCUGACUACUAUGGUGAGAAGCGGAUUGAUCAGUGGGAUGAGAAGAAUUGGGAGAAGGAGACAUCAACUUACCAAGUAAUGGUGAUGACGCCUCAGAUUUUAUUGGACUCAUUGAGGAGAGCUUUCUUAUCAAUGAGUGUGGUGCGAUUGCUGAUUUUUGAUGAGUGCCAUCGAGCCACUGGGAACCAUCCUUAUACUAGGAUAAUGAAGGAAUUCUAUCACAAGUCUCCAGAAAGGCCAACAAUUUUCGGAAUGACAGCAUCACCUAUUAUAGGAAAAGGCAAGAGUGUCUCAUCAGCUACGGAAUGUGAAGAUAAGCUUUCUGAACUUGAAAGAAUUUUAGAUGCAAAGAUAUAUGCAGUCGUUGACAGGAGUGAAAUGGACUUAUAUGUUCCUUCCGCGACAGAAGUUAAUAUAUAUUAUGAUUCGGACUUGUUCACUCAUCAUUGUUUAAAAACCAAGUUGGGACUGUUAUUUAAUAAGUUUGAUGCUGCUGUUAUCUCUUUGAGUAGCUCCAGAUCACAUCAUUAUAGUGAUUCAGAAGACAUUGUGAGAAGAUCCAGGAUGCGGUUGUCCAAGUGGCAUGUAAAAUUUUGCUACUGCCUUGAUGAACUUGGAUUGAUUUGUGCGAGUGAGGCUACUACAAUAUGCUCGGAGAAAAUCCGUCUUCCAUAUUCUGCAGCAUGUAAGGAUUUUGCUGCAGAGUGUUUGGAACUAUGCAAGUCUUUUGUUGAGGAGUGUAGGAAUUCAGUUAACGAAUGUUUGCCUCAAGAAGCAAAGGAUCUGGGCGGUCCAGAAGCCAAGAAAUUGGGUUAUGUAUCUUCCAAAUUGUGCAAACUGAUGUGUAUUUUUCAAUCUUUUGACACUUCCAGAGAAAUUCGCUGCCUUGUUUUUGUCGAAAGAAAAAUUACAGCUAAAGUGAUAGGUCGCAUUUUUGAGAAAAUUAAUAUUUUAUCAAAUUUAAAAGUUUCUUAUUUGACUGGAGGAGGUUCUUCAGUAGAUGCACUGACCCAGAAAACUCAGAAGGAGACCUUGGAAUUAUUUCGUCUUGGAAAGGUGAAUAUAUUGUUCACUACUGAUGUAGCUGAAGAGGGGCUUCACAUUCCUGAAUGUUCAUGUGUCAUUCGUUUUGACUUGCCAAAAACAGUUCGUAGCUAUGUUCAGUCAAAGGGGAGAGCUCGACAGUUUGGCUCCCAAUACAUUAUUAUGCUUGAACGGGGAAAUACUCAACAAAGGAACCUGUUAUUUGACAUUAUGAAGAGCAGGCAUUCAAUGAUGGAUGCUUCUUUUAAUCGAGAUCAAGAUGCUUUGAUUCCGAAAGCACUCAGCUGCGAAGAAAUAAAUACAUAUCAUGUGGAUUCAACUGGAGCAACUCUGACUGUUGAUGCAAGUGUUGGCCUUAUCUAUAAAUACUGUGAUAAGCUGCCCAGAGACAAAUAUUUCACUCCGAGACCAGUUUUCCAGUUUGAUGUUUGCAGUGGGACAUAUGAGUGCACAAUAACUCUACCAGCCAAUGCUGCAUUUCGGACAUUAGCUGGUCCUUUCUGUAGAAAUUCUCAUCUAGCAAAACAACAAGCUUGUUUGGAGGCUUGUAAGCGGCUGCAUCAACUUGGUGUUUUAGACGAUCAUCUUAAUCCUAUAAUUGUAGAACCAAUGGAAUCUGAGGUUGAUGAAAAAACAAAACAAAAUACUGCUGGUGCAGGUACAACGAAGAGAAAAGAACUCCAUGGAACCUCAAUCAUACGCGCAACAUCCGGAACUUGGGCAUACCAAAAGAUCGGUGCAAUCACUUUGCAAGGAUACAAGAUAAAGUUUGUGUGCAAUCACGUAAACUAUAAAUAUUCUGGCUUCAUUUUGUUGCUUGAUGCCAUUCUUGAUGAAGAUGUUGGCUGUUUGGAUAUAGAUCUUUAUUUGGUUGAUAAGAUGGUGAAAGCCAACAUUUCUCCAUGCGGACUCAUUGAGAUGGAUAACAAGCAGAUUGAGCGAGCAAAAAUAUUCCAAGAACUAUUUUUUAAUGGCUUAUUUGGCAAAUUAUUUAAAGGAUCCAAAUCUAGCGGACAGAAAAGGGAGUUUCUACUAAAAAGCAAUAAAAGGCCAACAUGGAGCAGUUCCAAUAUGUACCUGCUUUUACCACUUAAAACCUCAGACCAACAACAUCAAGAUGAAGCACAUAUAAACUGGGAUGCAAUUGAUGCGACCUUUUCCGCGGUGGAAUUUAUAUCAAUAAUUUACACAUCAGGAGCGGAAAGUGAUCAACUGUGGAAAAAUCCUGUUUCAUUUGUUUCAAGAAAUGAUUCCGAUGAAUCCGGUGUCAUCCACCUUGCCAAUAAGCUUUUGCAUGUUCAAAGUGUUAAAGACUUGGUAGUUGUGGCGAUUCACACUGGCAAAAUCUACACGGUUCUUGAUGUUGUAACUGAUUCAUCUGCUUGUAGUUCGUUUGAUGCACCGGGGUUUGCUACAUAUAAAGAGUACUUUAGCAAGAAGUAUGGAAUUGUGCUUCAGCUCCCAGGGCAACCAUUGCUGCUUUUGAAGCAUAGUCAUAAUCCUUACAACCUUCUUUCUUCAUCCAGCUACAUUGAAGCUGGAUCGGCUACAAAAAAGAGAAAAUUUAGCGCUAACGAUCCAAUGAAGUCACCAAAUCAUGUACGAAUGCCUCCAGAACUUCUGAUUCACAUCGAUGUGCCCUUGGAUGUCAUAAAAUCUUUCUAUUUACUACCUUCCUUGAUGUAUCGAAUGGAAUCCCUGAUGUUGGCUGGCCAGUUAAGAAAGGAAAUUGGCUACCAUUCUGCUUGUUCUUCUGUAUCAAGUGCUUUGAUCUUGGAAGCCAUCACCACAUUAAGAAGCUGCGAGGAAUUCUCCCUGGAGCGUCUUGAACUACUAGGGGACUCCGUGCUGAAAUAUGCAGUGAGCUGCCAUCUUUUUCUAAAAUACCCCGAUAACCACGAAGGUCAAUUAUCCGCUCGCAGAUCGCAGUUAGUUUGUAAUGCCACUCUUCAUAAAUUUGCCGUGCAACGGAAUUUGCAGAGUUACAUACGUGACGCCCCAUUUGAUCCACGCCGCUGGGUGGUUCCCGGUCAAAUCUCUCUUCAUCCUGUUCCAUGUAAAUGUGGAGUUGAUACACUGGAUGUGCCAUUGGAUGGGCAACAUGUAUCCGAGGAUAAAUCUAUCGUGAUCGGGAAGGCUUGCGAUAGAGGGCAUAGGUGGAUAUGCUCCAAAACCAUAUCCGAUUGCGCUGAAGCGCUUAUUGGAGCAUACUAUGUCGGAGGUGGACUGAGUGCAGCCCUCGCCGUAAUGAAAUGGUUAGGCGCUGGAAUUACUCUGGAGCUCGAAAUGGUGGAAGACACAAUAAGAUCUCUCUCUCUAAAAAGCCAGUUAACCAAACUCGAUGAGAUCGAAAUACUAGAAAAGAAGGUUGGGUAUGAAUUCAAAACCAAACACCUUUUACUCGAGGCCAUAACUCAUGCUUCCCAUCUCGAGUUAGGAGGCAUCUUCUGCUACCAGCGGCUCGAGUUUCUUGGAGACUCCGUGUUGGACAUCCUUAUUACGUGGCAUCUCUUUCAGCAACAUAAAAAUGUCGAUCCUGGAGAGUUAACGGACUUGAGAUCCGCUUUGGUCAACAAUGACAACUUCGCUCAAGUCGCGGUGAAGCAUAAGUUUCAAGUUCAUCUUCUUCAUGGUUCUGGAUUACUUUUAGAACAAAUCACAGAAUAUGUAAAGCUUUAUGAUGAAGCGAGAAAGGAUGAGCAAACAUCUUCUCAAAAUAAUUUGCUCAAGGCUCCCAAGGUCCUUGGGGACAUCGUUGAGAGUAUUGCUGGUGCCAUCCUGAUUGAUUCCAAGCUUGAUUUGGAUAAAGUAUGGGGGAUUUUUGAACCUCUACUUUCGCCGAUCGUAACGCCGGAGAGUCUCGAGUUGCCUCCGUUUCGAGAAUUAUUGGAAUUAUGUAGUUGUUCCGGCUAUUUCUUAAAUGUUUCGUGCAUCGAUGAAGAAGAUAUGGUGCUUGCUGUGCUCGAUGUACAACUGAAGGACGUUUUGUUGGUCAGACGAGCACGCGAUAAGAAUAGAAAAGCUGCCAAGGGAAAAGCAGCGCUUCUGUUACUGAAAGACAUGGAGGAACGAGGAUUCUCGCAUUCCCGACAUGGUUCCAAGGGUGGUCAAGAUGGAGGACAAGUUCUCCAUGUGAAGCAGUCUGUUAAGAAUUUGGACUUCCAUGCGCCAGUAGAAGAUUGUGAGUUUACUCAGCCGAUGAAGCUAACGGAGGAUGUGGGUGUUGCUCUACUGCUGAAUGAUAAUGGGCGUAGUCCACCAGCAGUGGAUCUACCAGUCAAACUUACAAAGGGUGGACCCCGCGCCGCAAUUUAUAACCUUUGCAAGCGUUUUCAUUGGCCAAUACCUAGCUUCGACUCCAAACUCGGUAGAUCAAGUAGUGAUGAUGGGAAGAAAGGGGCUUUUAGCUUCAUUUCGAGUAUCACAAUGCAUUUUCCUGAUUCAAGCUUCCUCAAGCUGACAGGAGAGAGCAGAUCAGAUAAGAAGAGUUCGCUGGAUUCAGCUGCGCUACUUAUGCUCUAUGAGCUGGAGAGGCUUGGGCGAUGUAAAAUACAGGAAGUAUGAUGGGUAGAUUGGGAAUUUUAGAAGGAAGAAAAAUAUAAUAAAAAUGAAAGAUUGGGAAUUAGAUGCAGUGAAAUCCAUUGUUUUAUUUCUGGUCAUUUUUAUUGUGACUUUUUGCAAGCAUUGAUUGAUAGGGUAGUAAUGUAAACUGAUUUUGCAUUUUCAAGAAAUGAAAGUCAUUA